Nelumbo nucifera (sacred lotus) is the source of this 1367-nucleotide messenger RNA. Its product is annotated as protein CDI-like. Lineage: Eukaryota; Viridiplantae; Streptophyta; Magnoliopsida; Proteales; Nelumbonaceae. The record is from RefSeq and is a predicted model, not a curated record.
CUUCAUCCUCAGCGGCUUAGCGCGUUAAGUGGUUUGUGUCGGUGGGCGAUUUUUUACCGCAUAACGAAAAGAAAUCCUUGGGCGCGGGAAAGCGCGAAGCACGGAGGCCAAGUAAAAAUAUCUCCGAGUCUAACAGAGUGCGUUAAGAGAGGCAAGGAGGAUUUCUCGUGGUUGCUGUUGUUAUAUAAGUCCCUUCAAUUCGUUUUCAAUCCCGCGUUUCCAUCAAAGCCACCGCCUCUCUUCUCACUCCCACUCUCCCCUUUUUCUUGGAAUUAGACAGUAAUUUUGCCUGCUGAGAUGACUUUGAGUAACGGAAAGGUUGAUGCCCCAGUUUUCAAUGGCGAUGCAAAGAAGGCUUUCAAGGUCUUCAUAGGAUAUGAUCCCCGAGAGGAUGCUGCUUACGAGGUCUGCCGAUAUUCUCUCUUGAAGAGGUCCUCGAUUCCGGUGGAGGUCAUACCCAUCAAGCAGCCGGAUCUGAGGAGCAAGGGCCUUUACUGGCGCGAGCGUGGCCCGACUGAGAGCACAGAGUUCUCUUUCAGUCGGUUCUUGACUCCACAUCUUGCCGAUUUCGAUGGCUGGGCAAUGUUCGUGGACUGUGACUUUCUUUACACGGCAGAUAUAAAGGAAUUGACGGAUCUGAUCGAUGAUAAUUAUGCAAUUAUGUGUGUUCACCAUGAUUAUGCGCCCAAAGAAACCACCAAGAUGGAUGGGGCUGUGCAGACUGUUUACCCACGAAAAAACUGGUCGUCCAUGGUGCUUUAUAACUGUGGGCAUCCCAAAAAUCGGAUCUUAACGCCCGACGUGGUGAAUUCGCAGACAGGUGCUUACCUUCACAGGUUCAUGUGGCUGGAGGAUCAUGAGAUUGGGUCGAUCCCCUUUGUAUGGAAUUUUCUAGUGGGUCAUAAUAAGGUCGAUGAGAACGACCCGGCAGCGUUCCCUAAGGCCAUACAUUAUACUUCUGGUGGCCCUUGGUUUGAGUCCUACAAGAAUUGUGAGUUUGCAGAGCUGUGGGUGAAUGAAUUGGAAGCAUACAAGAAAGAAAUGAAGCAGGUUUGAAUGAAGAAGAAGAAAAUGUGGUAGAUUAAAUAGUUGCAGGUGACAUAAAAUGUAUUGAUUUCUUUAGCAGUAUCUGGCGAAGGUUCUUUUUUCUGUGUUUCCUAAUUCUUUUGUUGUAUUUCUUUAAUGCUUUUAUUGCCAAAUUUGAUGUUUGAUGGAGAGGUAUACUAUUCCUCAGUGAACACAUAGGACAUAGGCAUUGCAGGUAUCUGGUCUAUGUAAUGUUUCAUUACUUCCUUUUCUUCAAUAUCAUUGUAAUUGAAAGCUUAUUAUGAAUGAAUAUUAAUUAGUGUAAAAAUUGUUUCCGUUUU